This is a messenger RNA of Anneissia japonica, 4392 nucleotides long. RefSeq lists its product as uncharacterized. Lineage: Eukaryota; Metazoa; Echinodermata; Crinoidea; Comatulida; Comatulidae. The transcript is spliced from 4 exons. The record is from RefSeq and is a predicted model, not a curated record. Gene Ontology annotation, molecular function: protein dimerization activity. The coding region runs from base 350 to 946 and encodes 198 amino acids.
UUCGCCAUUUUGGACAUCCCUGUACACCAACAACAAAGGAACCAAAAAGUUGCAGUGGGUUGAGUAGGGUGUGUACAAACAAAAGGAAUAUUGACUUGUGACUUCUUUGUUCUGUUUUGGCGAAGCACGCUUUCCGAUUCUCAUGCACCUGUCGUCCACUUUUCUGGUGGUAGACGUAAAGCAACCUGAGUUUUGAUGAUAUUUUAAGACAGGGAAACUACAACAGUACCUUCAUGGGGAAUAUGGGAUGCAGAGCUUGAUGUCGUAGCAUUGAUAAAAUACAAAACUUCCCGGUAAAAGUAUUAAAAGAGCAUUGUCAAAACAACCAUGUGCCUAAGAUACGGACACAAUGAAUACUGGGGAAAUAUCUGACCAAUCAAGUGUAAGCAGUUUUUGCAGUCCGACAAUUAGCCCAUCUCCAACUGGCCAAAAUGACAGUCUUCCAACCCUGUCAAACGAACUGCCAGCUAAACCCGAAUACAACAGUACGUUACACGAUCAAUACAAGGUACACAUUCGUAGGGCACGGAAAAAGAUCACCGAGAAGGAGCGACGUGUUGAGGUGCAGCAGAGGUUUGAGGACUUAAAGAAGCUUAUUCCAGGAUUGAAUGUGGAGAAUCGUAAAGCUGUUCAUAGGCAAACUAUACUCAAGUGUGCUGUUGAGUAUAUUGAGCAGCUAAAGAUGGAGUGUCACAUGACUUCACAGUACACAGAUGCAGAGUUACGCGCUGAGGAAGAAAAGAAUUCAAGGUUAGAGGCAGAACAUAUGAUGUGGCUGGAAAAACUAAAUAAACUCAGGGAACAGAAGUGUCAACAGUUACAACAGAAACAUAUGCAACAGAUGGUGACUGGUUUUGGUGACAACUUAUCAAGCAACUCAACAGCAAUGCACAUUCCACAUCAUGUUUACCCCAACCAGGUAGCCAGUGGUAUACAGGUACUUUGACCGAAUGCAAGACCUCACUCGGACAUUGCUACGCAUCAAGCCAGUGGUAAUGAAGAACUCUUCCCAACAGCAAGACUACUACCCAAUUUCUACACAUCACUUUGACCUUAAACUUGACCUAAUAAUAGUGAUGUCCAAUUGGUGACAAACAGCACUAUCACAGUUUCAGGUAAUGCAGUGCGAGUAAAAACGUGACACAGUGGUAAGAUGCCAGGCUUCCAAUCAAAAGAUCAGAGGUUCGAUUCUGAGGCUGAGCAUUUGUCUGGGCGAAGUACUGUACUCUGUCUCUGUUGACUGUCUCCACCCAGAAGUUAGUGUUUCUGAUAGCUUCAAAAGCCAAUGUGUUUAAUUACCAGUUGAAGAGAUCUCAGUUGUGUGUUUCAUGUGUUUGAAUCCAUUGGCUGGCAUAGGGCUCUAUAAGGUAUAAGAGUGACAUAUCAUUAUUAUUGUUAUUACUUGAGCGCAGAUUUUCUUAAGAUAAUACAUUUCUCUGGCGAGAUAGAGGUAUUAGUUGGAUCAUGGUUGGAUUGGGUUGUUAUAUUGUUUAUCCUGUGGGUCAUUAAUUUGAUUCAGAGACCAAAGCCUUUAUUAACAUUUGUUAAUUAUUGCAUGGUGGUAUAAAUUGUAACCUUGAAGGAUCACUUCCUGCUAAAAAGUGUCUUAUAAAGAAUAUGUACUGCUUCUUAUUCAAAGUGGCUUUCUGCUGCUCCUGUAAUCUUUCAACCUUGAACCACACACCCUAUAUAUAGGGUAUGUAUAAUAUGUGCCUGAUUGAUACUGAAUAACUAUUUCUGCCAAGAUUUUUAUGAGAACUGUUGCCAAAGUUUUAAGGAUCUAACAUAGCUUGUAUCAUUCCUGUGACAUACAAAGUUUCACAUGAAAACCUAUGUGCGAGUGAUUGCAAUUGAGGGUGUGUGUAGGAAGAAAAAUGCUGUAUGUACCAUUACUGUGUGUGGAUACAUGGCUUUGUGUGCGGACACAAGUGUGUGGUCACAAGAGUGUGUAGACAUCAGAGUGUGGACACAUCAGAGUAUACACAUAUGAGAGUGUAGACUCAUGGGAGUAUGCACACGUAAGUGUGUGGAUGCAUAAUGUGUUCAUGCAGGCAUGCUAACAUUACUGUGUGUGGAUGCAUGGCAUUGUGUGCGGACACAAGUGUGUAGACAUCAUAGUUUGGACACAUGAGAGUGUAGACUCAUGAGAGUAUAUGUUCAUCCAGGCAUGCACGGACAAGCCUGUGUGAAUGCAUAAGUGUAACCAAACAAUUUAAAUAUGUAUGCUUGCCAUUGAUGAAUAUUGUAAAUGUUAUACAAUAUGCUUUAGCCAUUACAUAUUGCAACAGUUAUUUGGCAUCUUCGAUCUAAAUUACACAAAAAUGAAGUUUAACAUAUGGCAACAUUCCACGCAAAUAUUAUGCUGUAUUAGGUUUGCUUUGGUUUACUCUCCAAUUUCUACAUUAAAGGUUAAAAAAAAAAAGUUGUCCUGUUCCUUAAAAUGUAUCAUUUCCAGCAGUAUAUAAUGUGCUUUCUUUGUAUUAUAUAGAACUUGUUUAUAUUAUUAAUUAAUAAUGACAUUACUUUUGCAAAUUGUUUGAUUUUGUACAGUAAUGUUUGACUGAUGGUUACAAAAAUGUAAUUUAUUGACAAUUUUUAAAAAUUUAUGCCAUAUAUUAAAAAGUACAAGACAAUUCAAAUCAUAAAUGUGUGAAAUGAUUUGAAGCCAUAUUCAAAGUGUGUGCAACUACAAGCAAGGUUAGUACUGUAAAUUAAGGUGAUAUAUUCCACCAUAGAGGGUGCUCUAUAUUAUUGUUAGGUGAAGUUAUAAAAUUGUCUAAAAUCUAGUGUGGUUGCAAGCUUAAAUGGUAAUUACUGGUUGCCUUGAUAAAUUAUUCUUGAAGUUUGAUAAUAACAAUUAUAUCCUUGAAACUUGACAAUAUUGAAGAUAGUAUAAUUUAUCAGGAAGAGACCUCUAUGAUAAUAUACCAGUAGAGAGGAAUUAAAUUUUAGUUGCAUUGUAUUACAUUCUCAUAAAAAACUGCAUAUUAGUUACAAUUUGUAAUUACAGGCCUCCCUCCAUGGUCUUUUUUUAGUAGUUUUUUGGUCUCUAAUUAGAAUAAAGAAUAUAAAAGACAUCUGUUAAUUUGAGACCACGAAGUGGUUUGUUUUUAGUUGAAGGGGAUCAUUAAUUAGAGGGAGACUUGAUUAGUAAUUACCUUCACUAAUUAAGGUAUGUAUUAAAAGUCAUUAAUCUUUUAUUGUGAUUGACUUAUAGCCACAAACAAACUGUAAAGUAUGAGCACAUAUAACAAGAUGAAUGCUUUUAUAUACUGUUUACAAUAGAGGCUCUAGAAAUUUUUCAACAAGGGGUCCCACAAGCCUUGAAAUUUGCUCUAAAGAAAGCAUGUAGGGCAUCCACUUAUUGACCCAGAGUAAAAAUGCCUUGUUAGGGUGAAGGGACAUAGUUUAACUGUUUAGGAUGCUAGAAAUUUUUCUCUUUUAGACCACAAUACCAGGAACUGUAAUCAGAACAACUUAUUUUUGAUUUGCAAAUGAAUAUUAGUCUGACAAUCUCAAGUGGCAUCUAAUGGUAAUGGUGUCUUUGCUUAAGCCCUGUCCAAAAUAUCUGUUUGACAAAAACAUGUGACAUAAAUAUGGUCAUGAUGACAUCACAUCAUGACCAUAUAUAGGCACAUCAUGACUAUAUAUGGGCAUAUCAUAUACUAUAUAUGGGCAUACAAUAGUUAUUUGAUAUUGUGGACAGAGCUGUAUGCUGCCACUGGUGCUACUGUAAAUCUAAAUAAGAAAGAUGUACUGUUGAGAAAGAAAAAAACUUCAAAAAAUAUAAUGCAAUAUUUGAACUACUUUACUUAGUAUUUAAGUAAGUUAUCAGCUUGAUGAUUUCCCCAUUAAUUAAAAAAUGCAUAGGUGCCCUAUAUUUCAUGCAAACCCUUUAAUUUAUUUUUUUUUAUAUAUAUAUAGAACUGGGGUAUUUUUUUCAAAUUUAUCAAAGGUUAUAUAUCUUUAUUAAAUACAAUAAUAAUAAUAAUUAUUAUUAUUAUUGUAUAUUUAUUCAUUAUCACAUUCUGACUCAAACUUAGUGUACUGUUCAGUACUUUUGUUACAGUAUAUUUUAGGAGAUUGGUGUGUACCAUAGUAAUUGACUUCAAAGUUAGGUGUUGAUAAUCUAAUGACGUUUUAUUUUUUAGCAAAUGCUCUUUGUUGUGAAAAUAAAUAGUUUUUUUCGUGAAUGAACAAUUUUUAAAAAUGUAAAAAAUGAUUUAAUUUUAUUUUAGUUCAAAGGUUCAUUAAUUGUGGCAAAGGCAAGCCAAACCAGUCACUCGUCGCAAAUCGUGUUAUAGAGAAAAUGGCCAAAACAUGCUGGAAUGUCAAAUUUUUAAAAAUCUAUUUUGUUGCACUGAACUAACCUUUAUAUAUCUAUACAUCAUU